Messenger RNA from Acaulospora colombiana, 167 nucleotides. Lineage: Eukaryota; Fungi; Glomeromycota; Glomeromycetes; Diversisporales; Acaulosporaceae. The record is from the annotation of a GenBank genome assembly.
GCACUGCCGAUCACUUUCUUCUGAGAACAAUGGAGAGCGGAUCAGAAUCUAACUUGGAGGGACAAGCGUCAGUUACGGAAGACAGCGCAAAUACAAACUUUAGCGUGCAAAGGAAUAAAAGUGUUAAUUCGAUAGACAGAAUCAACCCCUCUAUCAACAGAGGUUAA